CGACAUGGGCGUCACUCCUCUCCUACACACCCGAGGGCCAAGUUGUGUGCCUUAGACGGGUCUGGCAAGCAUCAAGACAGCGCCAUCAGAGCUAAGAUUAACACGGUAACUAUGAAUUCCUUACUGCUCCUGGCGGUGGUGGUGGUGGCUGGUCAGCCCAUGACUGAGGAGCCUGCCUUGGAGGAGCUUCGCUCUGCAGUCAUCGUCUCCCAAUUAUCGUUAUCCCACCAAACAGCAGUGUUGAGCGAACUCUUAAAUGUCACACGAGAACGCAACUCCUUCCCUCAAGGUCCGACCUGCCCUUACCCAUACACUUUGGUUCUCGACGAAUGCUUCUACUUGAGUCCACACUCAGUCACGUGGGAGGCGGCUCGUAGGCACUGCCGAGGAAUGAUGGGCGACUUGGCCACACCCAAACACCUCUACGCCAUCAGGUCAUUCCUACUGGAUGUGGCAAAAGUUGAAGGUUAGUAGUUGGCAGUGGUGUACUCACC
This is a messenger RNA of Procambarus clarkii (red swamp crayfish), 494 nucleotides long. Lineage: Eukaryota; Metazoa; Arthropoda; Malacostraca; Decapoda; Cambaridae. The record is from RefSeq and is a predicted model, not a curated record.